AUGGUCCCGGGAGGCGACCUGCUCCCUGGAGCCCAAGGCGGCCGUUUCCCCUUCGCCGCUUUCCCGGGUGGAGGUGAAGUUCUGCACUUUGAGAACAGCGUGUGCCCUCGCCCUGAGAGUGUGCCCGCUUCAGAGGUGCCCCGUGCUCCUCCCGGAGCGAGCGGGGGGCAGAGCGUGGGGCGCCUCCGCCCCUCGAGCCGCACGGCCGCGCCCCGCCGGGGGCCGGGCCCUCGGGGAGGGCCUUCUGGAUUGUGGCGGGAGCGCGCGGCUUUCGGGUGCUCUCUGCCGCCCUCCAGAGGCCGCCUCCUGCCGCCGGCGGGCCCGGCUGGGUCUCCAGCGGUUCCCGGCGGCCCCGACCCCUCCGUCCUGACUGCUGCUCCGGGGGGCGGGAGGGGGCUUCACACUGGGGGUCGCGUCUCCAUCCCGGUGUCUGUUCCUGGAGAUCCACGUACGCGGGGAAGCAGCUCUGCCGGCCUCAGACGGAGGGCGAAGGUCUGUGCCGGGCAGUGA
Molecule: messenger RNA, 510 nt
Organism: Rangifer tarandus platyrhynchus (Svalbard reindeer)
Lineage: Eukaryota; Metazoa; Chordata; Mammalia; Artiodactyla; Cervidae
Source: the annotation of a GenBank genome assembly